AUGUUUACUCUUCCACCAGCGCCGGCCCCGCCGCCGCGUCUGGCCCCGGACAGGAGGAGCCCUGUGGCGGCCCCGCCACCGAGGACGUGCACCCGGCCGCGUCCUGCUGGCCGGCCCGGUGGGGCAGCCCGAGACGGCGCCUCUCACGGGGCUGGGACAGGGGCAUCGCCGGGGCAGUUGGUGCCCGGAGCCUACCCAGGCCCGCACCGCCGCCGUGACCCCCGGGGCAGCGGCACGGGGCCGCCGGUCCGCUCGGCCCCGCCGUGCCCGGCCGAGGGGCGGGGGAGCCGCCAGGCCCCGCGGGCCCGGCCGGGCGGGCGGCGCCGCCAGCGCCACCUCAGCACUGGCGGCACCGGGGGCGGGGCGGCGGGGCGGGGCGGCGCCCUUAAAGGGCCCGGCGGGCCCCGCUGUCACCGCGCCCCCCGCGGGGCCGAGCGGGAGGGGGCGGCGGGGGCGCGCCCAGGGCACCGGGACCGUGCGGGAACGGGGUCGGGGCGCGGCCGGUGCCACGGGGCAGCUGCAGCCCCAGCCCCAGUGCCGGCAGCCCCAGCCCGCCGCGGCCCUGAGGGUUGCAGGCCGGGGGCGGCCGCAUCAGGCGAGCGGGGGGCAGGAGCUCCCGCGGGGCCCAGUGACAGCCCCGAACGCGGCUCCACGGCCGCCGGAACGGUGCCGGUGGCGGGCAGCGCGGCGGGCACGGCCGGCUCCGGGCCCGGCGCUGGCACCUCCCCCCGCCGACGGUGGCCAGGGCGCUCGUCCUUCUAUAGCCACGGCAGGAGAGGAGCGCUCGGCCCGCGGCAGGCUGGGCUGCCCGCCGCCGGCGCUCCGCGGGCUGACCAACACCGGACGAGCGCUCGCCUACGGCCGCUUUGGCUCCUAUCGGAAUCAAACCCCAAGACGGCCGGGAACGGCAUGGAGCCGCCUCCGUCUGCGCCACUAACCCUCUCCCACCAACGACGGGGUCCACACCGUGCCUCGGCCCGGCCCGGCCGCCCCCUCCCCAGGCAGCCGCGGGGCCCGGCCUCCCCAUCGGCGCGGCCCCACUGCCGGCCAUCCGCGGCAGCUGCUGCCGGCCGGCACAGCCAUGCCACCGGCGGCCGAGGCCGCGCCGCGGGGCCAGACUUUUCCCCACCUCCCGCCGCCGGAUGCCCUCCCUCGCCGGACUUUGCCCUGCCCGGCUCGGCCGGCGCGAAGUUAGCGCGCACUUUGCAGGCAGCGCCGACACGUCGGUGCCCCGGGGAGGAUGCAAGGCCGCCUCAGGCCGGGCCGGGCCUCCCCGCCAGCCUCCACGUCGGCGCCGCGGCCGCGGCGGAGGGGCCGCCCCCCGUCCCCCGUGACUCACUCCGGCCGGUGCCCGCUCGCCCGCCCUUCUGGAGAAACGGAGCGCUCCUGGGAGAACGGCGCGGCGCCCGCCCCGCCGCCUAUAUAGGCCGGGCCGCUGCCAAUCCCCGGGCCGCACGUCAGCGGGACAUGCCCCUUCCCGGCGGGGCCGGCCCGCCACGCGUGCCCUGCGCCGCCGGGGACGCCCCGCUGCGGCCGAGCGGCCCCGGAGCCUGCGGCUCUGCUGGCGGCCCCGCUCCCGCACGGCCAGGGAAGCGGAUCGCGGCUGGCUACCGCCCGCUCUGCGCCCCGGAACCGCGCCGAUAUCCGCGGUACAAGCCCUGUGCACCUUCCGUGCGGAUUCACCGCGGAACGCGCCUCCCGACCGCAGCCCAGCGGCAGCACCGAGCCGCCCGCAGGCCCUUACCCAGCCCCGGAGCUCAGGAUUACCCACUCCGGGCAAGCCCGGUAUCACGCAGGGUUAGUGAGCAGUGGCUCAUGAGGGCUCCGAUCAGCCUGAAAACCGCGGCUUAG
This is a messenger RNA of Zonotrichia leucophrys gambelii, 1851 nucleotides long. Its product is annotated as collagen alpha-1(I) chain-like. The coding region runs from base 1 to 1851 and encodes 616 amino acids. The transcript has a single exon. NCBI's taxonomy places the organism in Eukaryota, Metazoa, Chordata, Aves, Passeriformes, Passerellidae. The record is from RefSeq and is a predicted model, not a curated record.